AUGCCCGUGAAGCGCGUCGCCCACGAGACGCGUCGGUCCCUUCCUUCGGGAUGGAACGUCGCUCGACGUGCCCAGCCCGACAUGAUCCUUCCCCUCAGCGUCGGCCUCGUACAGUCCAACCUGGAGAAUCUUGAGGCUUACCUUCUGGACGUGGCACACCCAGAGUCCCCAAACUAUAGCAAGCACUGGACCCCUGCCAAGGUAGCGAACGCGUUCCGCCCCUCCGCCGAGUCCGUCGCUACGGUCCGGGAGUGGCUCAUCGAGGACGGGUCCAUCGACGCGAGUCGGAUCGUCCUCAGCAAAAGCGGAAGCUGGAUCACAGCCAACGUGACCGUGUCCGAGGCGGAGCGUCUGUUAGGUACGGAGUACUUCGUGUACGAGCACUCCGAGGACGGAGGGGAACACGUCGCCUGCCACGGCGCGUACCAUUUGCCCGAGACGGUUUCCAAGCACGUCGACCUCAUCACCCCGACGCUGCACUUCGAUGCCAAGGUUCGCAGGCAUGGAAGCACAGACAAGCGGUCUGCCCCGAAGACCGGACUGGGUUUCAGCUCAGCCACCACACCAAAGAUUGGUGGCGUGAUUGAAGACAUCUUCACGGAUCUCGCGCAUUGCGACGAAACGAUCACCCUCGCGUGUCUGCGUGCGCUGUAUGACUUCGUCUACGAUCCUGUAGCGGCAGAUAAAAACUCGAUUGGAGUCGUUGAGUAUACCCCGCAAACCCACAACCCGUCCGACUUCGAUGUCUUCUUCGGCAACUACUCCAAGGAUCAGGUCGGCGAGCGUCCCACCUUAGUCAGCAUUGACGGCGGAUUCCUCGAUCCUGAGGGUGACCCCGGCGAGUCCAGCCUUGAUCUCCAAUACGUACUCGGUCUCGUCGGCAGCAAGCAGGAUGUGCUUUUAUACCAAACCGGCGAUGACGUCGAGAGCGGUUCAUUCAACAACUUCCUCGAUGGCAUAGACGGUUCCUACUGCACAUUCGAAGGUGGCGACGACCCCAGCCAAGAUUCUGUUUAUCCUGACACCCAACCCGGAGGCUACGAUGGUCCCGAAGACUGCGGCAACAAACCCACCGCAUACGUCAUCUCGACGUCUUACAGCUACCAGGAGGCGGACCUCACGACCGCCUACAUGCAACGUCAGUGCGCGGAGUACGGGAAGCUCAGUUUGACCGGGAUCACGUUCGUUUACUCCUCCGGAGACUCCGGCGUGGCUGGGUUCGACGGCUCCUGCCUCACUGAGGAUGGUCAGCAGGAACAAGGCGCAUCCCGCUUCAACCCCACGUUCCCCGGAGGGUGCCCGUACGUGACCUCCGUCGGCGCGACUCAGGUCGUUCCAGGACACUCGGUCGAGGAACCCGAGAGCGCAGUGUUCCAGCGGUUCCCGUCCGGCGGCGGUUUCUCCAACGUCUUCCCGCGCCCUAGCUACCAGAAGGCUGCUGUUGGCGGAUACUUGAAGACGUACCCUCCGCCCUACGCGGCCGGUGUCUUCAACACCACCGGCAGGGCGUACCCUGAUGUUGCGGCCAACGGGCUCAACUACUCCGUCGUGCUCGACGGCGAGUUUAGGCUGGUCUCUGGAACAUCCGCGUCUGCACCGACAUUUGCGUCCAUACUCUCCGCGAUCAACGAUGCUCGUCUCGCGGUCGGGAAGAAGCCCGUUGGUUGGGUCAAUCCCGCUCUCUACUCCCCUCUCAUCUCUCUGGCGUUCAAUGACAUCACCAAUGGUUCAAAUCCUGGCUGCGGCACGAACGGCUUUGCUGCGCGUCCCGGCUGGGACCCCGUCAGUGGUCUAGGCACGCCGAACUUCCUCAAGCUCCUGCCCCAGUUCCUCCUCCUUCCUUGA
This is a messenger RNA of Dichomitus squalens LYAD-421 SS1, 1845 nucleotides long. RefSeq names its product subtilisin-like protein. The coding region runs from base 1 to 1845 and encodes 614 amino acids. Lineage: Eukaryota; Fungi; Basidiomycota; Agaricomycetes; Polyporales; Polyporaceae. The record is from RefSeq and is a predicted model, not a curated record. Gene Ontology annotation, molecular function: serine-type endopeptidase activity; tripeptidyl-peptidase activity. The transcript has 4 exons. Gene Ontology annotation, biological process: proteolysis.